AUGUCUAGGUCAAGAAGAGAAAACCAACUCGAUAUCGAAACACAAGUACAGCAAAUCUGUGAAAAAAUUAUAUCAUCUGAGUUGUUCUUGCAAAAAUUAGUUGAAGUGAUGACCACGCAAAUUCCCGCCAUGAUCGAGGCACGCAUCGAGGUCUAUAAAGAAAAGGGCAUUCGGAAGCGAGACGUAUCUUCGUCUGGUCUCGUUUCUAUUGACCAAACAAUUUCCGUGUGUCGAGUGUGCUGUGUGACUGGAGUUCAAGGUGCGUGCGUCCUGGAUCCUUACGGGGCCGGCGGAUGGGCCCCUCAACCGCAUUCGCUCCACGGAGCGGCGGGGGGGCCUCCGCACUGGUGCGAUAGGCCUGGGAGGUCUUCAGAUCCCGUCACUCCUGUAGGUGGUCCUCUUCGACAGGCCGACAGCCCAUUUCAUGCCAGUUGUCCUGUACAUAGUCCAUUCAGGUUUCGUUUCGUUAACGGCGGGCCGGAUUAUCAUCAUCUGCACCAUCCACAUCAGGCUCUUUUACAAGCCCAUGACGUGGUAGCACACGAAGUUUAUGGAGAAGAUGCUGUUCGAGUUACUCCACCGCCACAACUUCCAUAUCUCAACGGCGGGGAUGAACUGGAUGGUCCCAAUGGCGAAGUCGAGAUGGAAAACGUUACCCGAGUCAGAUUAGUUCAGUUUCAAAAAAAUACCGAUGAACCUAUGGGCAUCACACUGAAAAUGAACGAAGAUGGGAAAUGUAUAGUAGCAAGAAUAAUGCAUGGUGGUAUGAUUCAUCGCCAGGCCACUCUUCACGUUGGGGACGAAAUUAGAGAAAUUAAUGGAAUUCCUGUCGUCAACCAAUCCGUUAAUGCUUUACAAAAAAUUCUCAGGGAGGCGAGGGGUUCAGUAACGUUUAAAAUAGUUCCUUCUUAUAGAAGCGCACCACCACCAUGUGAGUUAUUCCGGAUAAAACCGCUGCCAGUUUUAGUAAAUUCGUUGACACCGGGUAUGUUAUCUAAUAAUUUUUCACAGAUUAUCAGCAAAGACGAUCAUCACUGGUGGCAGGCAAGGAAAGAUAAUGCCGCUGGAUCGGCAGGCCUUAUUCCAUCUCCUGAGUUGCAGGAAUGGAGAGCUGCCUGUGCAGCAAUGGAGAAAACUAAACAAGAACAAGUCAAUUGCUCAAUAUUUGGUCGGAAGAAGAAACAAUACAAGGACAAAUAUUUGGCAAAACAUAAUGCAGUUUUUGACCAAUUAGAUUUAGUAACUUACGAGGAAGUUGUGAAAUUACCAAUGUCUGAUCCAGCAUUCCAGAGGAAAACAUUGGUGCUAUUGGGAGCGCAUGGAGUUGGAAGAAGGCAUAUUAAAAAUACUCUCAUAGCGAAGCAUCCUGAUCAAUAUGCUUAUCCAAUACCACAUACAACGAGACAACCUAGAUCCGAUGAAGAGAAUGGAAGGAAUUAUUUUUUCGUUUCUCAUGAUGAAAUGAUGACUGAUAUUGCUGCCAAUGAAUAUCUGGAGUAUGGUACUCAUGAGGAUGCUAUGUACGGCACAAAACUAGAUACAAUUAGAAAAAUACAUCAGGAAGGUAAAAUGGCAAUCCUUGAUGUCGAACCGCAAGCACUGAAAGUGUUGCGUACUGCAGAGUUUUCACCAUAUGUUGUGUUCAUUGCUGCUCCUGGGUUGCAAAAUAUUGCAGAUUACGAUGGUGCUCUGGAACGAUUGGCCAAAGAAUCCGAAAUGCUUCGUAUCGCAUAUGGGCACUACUUUGAUCUAACCAUAAUCAAUAAUGAUAUUGAUGAAACGAUAGCUGCUCUGGAAACAGCCAUCGAACAAGUUCAAUCAACACCACAAUGGAUUCCGGUUUCUUGGGUCUACUGACAGCAAGAGUCCUUGGAGUUUGGCUCUUUCCAGAAUUUUUGAGCUUGCACCUAAAUUACCACAUGUGUUGAUUAUACAGUGUGAUCAUAAAUAACGGAUAUCUUCCUGAAUCUAGUUCGUGAUCAUACUGUGAAUGAUACUAGAAACUCUGUUAUAACAUUAUAAUUAUAUCAAUGAUUAUUCAAA
Leptinotarsa decemlineata (Colorado potato beetle) is the source of this 2043-nucleotide messenger RNA. It is a transcript of the gene CASK, whose product is annotated as peripheral plasma membrane protein CASK. NCBI's taxonomy places the organism in Eukaryota, Metazoa, Arthropoda, Insecta, Coleoptera, Chrysomelidae. Gene Ontology annotation, molecular function: ATP binding; protein kinase activity; protein binding. Gene Ontology annotation, biological process: protein phosphorylation. The record is from RefSeq and is a predicted model, not a curated record.